Molecule: messenger RNA, 276 nt
Organism: Cooperia oncophora
Lineage: Eukaryota; Metazoa; Nematoda; Chromadorea; Rhabditida; Trichostrongylidae
Source: the annotation of a GenBank genome assembly
AUGUGCGUAACUUUAUCGAUGUGCAGUGCGGUCUACGUUGGACUUUUGACGUACUCGGUAUUUUUCACGGAUAUUCCAAUCGGAUUUGAUACGACGCAUCUGAGUCAUGCCUACGAUGUGAUGUCUGCGUAUCAGCGAUUAUUUUUUGGAUUGGCGCUAACCUUACGGAGUGAAAAGUUUGAUAUACUGAUGAGACGAAGAAAACGAAUUGUACGUGUGGUUGACCGUCAAGUCGCUUCCAGUUAUUACAAAGAUCUCAAAACGAUGUGGUCAUGA